This is a messenger RNA of Mercenaria mercenaria, 1824 nucleotides long. RefSeq lists its product as uncharacterized. Lineage: Eukaryota; Metazoa; Mollusca; Bivalvia; Venerida; Veneridae. Gene Ontology annotation, cellular component: nucleoplasm; chromatin. The transcript has a single exon. Bases 1 to 1824 code for a protein of 607 amino acids. Gene Ontology annotation, biological process: positive regulation of DNA-templated transcription. Gene Ontology annotation, molecular function: zinc ion binding; ubiquitin-protein transferase activity. The record is from RefSeq and is a predicted model, not a curated record.
AUGGCAACGUUUAACCCUGAAAACGUUUUAACACAGACGCAGGACUCCGAUGAAUUACAAGAAAUGCAUUGUGAGCAAUGCGAGAAACAUUUCAAUAAGAAUAUAACUGCUGAAGGCUUCUGUGUAGACUGUAUGGAAUAUAUGUGUCAAACUUGCUUAAACUACCAUAGGAUAUACAUGUCACAACAUGCGUUAAAGGAUAAAGAUAGCAUGCCGCAAGAUUUCUGUUUUGAAAAAUGCACCAUACACCAGAACCUACUCAUUAAAUUCUACUGUUCUGCGUGUAAAAUCUUUGCUUGUUCUGAAUGCAAGAUUAAUAGUCACAUAAACUGUGAAGACGUCAAUCAUUUGCCGACCAUUGUGUAUGGAAUUGAACAAAGUGAUGAAUUACAAGAGUUAACUAAGAAUUUGGACAGCAUUUCGAGGGAAUUAGAGGACACAAAAGUGAAAAUUGAGUCAAAUAUAAAGUUUGUUAGUGUACAGGAAGCCAAAGCAAAAUCAACAAUAAAAAAACGUAGAGAAGAGGCAUUAAGCAUUUUUAAAGAACAACAGGGAAGUAUAAUUCAACGUUUUAAUAAGGAAAUGUCAGAAACGAUAGCAAGAUUGCAUAAAAAGAGAAAAGAUCUUAUGAAACAAGCUGCAGAAAAGCAAAGAAAUUUUGAAAUGAAAAUUGACAAGGCAGAAAACGAAGUUACAAGGGAAGCUGGAAACGCUAAAAACGUUGACUUGAAAAGCCUUGAGUCAAUACGAAAGAAGAAUGAAAGGUUAGUUAGAGAUCUGAAAAUACAAAUGUCAGAUCUUACGCAAAAUCGAAAUUCAGGCCAAAGAUGUAAAUUGUUUUAUACUAUGAAAAAUAUUGAACAAAAUAUGGAUAAUUUAAAAAUUGGGGUAAAUGAGCUGAAAGAAAACAAUAAAUUGCAGUAUUAUAGUGUUGAACCUGAGGAAAAUACACUGACUGAAGAAGCUAUAGAAACUGCACCAAAUUUGUUCCUCUGUCGGAAAGUGAGUAAAUCGGAAAGAAAGAGAAUGGCUACACUCCACUGUGCCUUACAAGUUGAAGGUCUUAGGGGUCGAAGCUUAUGCCUGUUGUCAGACAGACAACUCCUUUACACAGAUUAUAAAGAAGGUGCUCUUCUAGUACUUAACAAUGUAACGCACACUAAAAAAACAUUUUCAAGAGCAGAACUACCAUCUUCUCCAUGGGCGAUAGCUAAAGUUGAAAACAAUAAAAUUGCUGUUACUCAUCCUCAAGAAGGAAUCAUCAGGAUGGUAACAUUUAGUAAAUCUGGAGAAGUAAUAAAAAUUGAUAAUAUAGCAUCAGGUAACCAUUGCUAUGGUAUCGCCUACUGUAGUGACAAACUCGUUGUCUCUUAUACCGCCAGUCAUCCCAGAGUUCAAAUAUUGGACAUGUCUAGUAAAGUACUUAAAACUUUUGAUCAAGACAGCAGUGGACAGCCUUUGUUUAAAGAUCCUCACUAUGUUGCUGUCAGUCCGGAAAAUGAAAACAUUUAUGUAUCUGACUGUGUUAAUAACACAGUGACAAGUUUGGACUUGGAUGGUAAGGUAAAAGCAAUCUACAAGGACAAUGACCUUAAGGAACCAUAUCAGCUAACAGUAGACGAGUGUGGCUCAGUGUAUGUGUGUGGACAAUCAUCAAACAAUAUCCAUCAGUUAUCAUCUAACCUCGCCAAAGUGAACAUUCUUCUAGACAAACAUCACGGAAUAGACCUACCAGUGAGUGUUACUUACUGCCAGAAGAACAACAGGCUAUAUGUUGGACUAUGGAAUGGGACAGUUAAAGUGUUUAAUUUAACACUUAAGUAA